This is a messenger RNA of Oldenlandia corymbosa var. corymbosa, 2702 nucleotides long. Lineage: Eukaryota; Viridiplantae; Streptophyta; Magnoliopsida; Gentianales; Rubiaceae. The record is from the annotation of a GenBank genome assembly.
GGUUAAAGCCCAAAUGUAGUGAUCUCGAGCGGGCCAGAGCCCAAACCCGUAUUUGAUCUCCACGUUCAAGUCAACAAUUACUACGCAGUUUUCAGCAGAGUGAUGAACCGUGAAUAGUACGGCGAUUAACCGGAAGCCGUAACCCGCAGUAUUGUGUGACCACUUCCGACGAGUUAAAACUCACAACUCCGGCUGCCGCUCUGGAAAAUGGCCGCCGGCGGCACCAAUGACACUGAAAGAAUCAGUGGUGGAGAAUCCAUCUUACCAGUAAACCCUACAACUUCCUCAGCUGAUCAGUCAGUUUGGGCCGACGUUUCUCCUCUACUCGAGCUCGCCUGUAGAGAUCUUCAUGAUGGUGAGCUUAUACACGGAGAGAACUUUAAUCUUUUUGCUGCCAUGUCAGCCUUGGAGAUUAUGGACCCGAAGAUGGAUUCUGGUAUGGUCUCUACUUACUACUCUGUUGAUGAAGCCAUCGAACUAGGCGCUGCUCCUGUUCCCUUGAGCUUUGACAGAACAAUUGAUAUUCAGUAUGUUAUUGACAUCAUGGAUCAUCUCCUUGCCUGUGAGGCAACUUGGCACAAAGGCCAUUCUCUGGCUCAAACUGUUUUCUCGUGCAUCUACAUUUUGAGACCUGAUAGAACUUCUUCCCAUGCUUUACUACAUUCAUAUUGCUUAGUUGUACGUGGGACUUGCAAUGCAGUUGUUUCAGCAGUUUCUGAUGCUCGCACAAAUGAAGAAGAAGACCUUUUUACCAUGACAUAUGGUCUUCCUUUGAAAGGGGAAGGAGAUGAGAAAUGCCUUUCCCUUCUACAGGCUGUAGAUGAAACACUUUCUCGUCAGUUGCGGGCUUGCAAAGCUCCAUUAUCUAAGAGGAAAGCUUUAGAAGAUAUAGAACCAUUACAAUCUAAUCCAGAUCUGGAAGAAGGAUUUUGCCGAGCUGUUUUGUGCCGCUUACGUUUUCGUAAGCACUUCUAUCACGUUCUAACAUGCAUGCGGAAACCUCAAGGUAGAGGUUUGGAGUUGGCCAGAAAACAUAUUGCAGCAUGUUUGUCAGAACUAGAUUCAAUGCUUCAACUAGAAACAUUUUUGAGAUCCCAGACUGCAGAAAAUGAAACCACAGCAUCUGGUCGUCAGCCAAUUGGGUUUGAUUCAACCUUGAACAGUAGAUUGUCUGCUCCAACUCCACCUCGUGCUCUAAAACUGCUAAGCUGGAGAAAGGCCGUGGAAUAUUUCCAGAAACUUCUUCGUGAUCUUAAUAUCAUAUGUUCGUAUACUUUGGACCCGGCCCUUGAUAUGCUUUUGCACUUUGUUGUGGGUUUUCAGAAGAUGCACCCUGAUUUAAUUGCGAGAGCUUAUCUACAGCUUUUGCUGGUUCAAGAUGGAAAACUCUAUGGACGGGAUCCAAUUAUUGCAGUAAUUGGUAAAGCUGCUCUUUUACCUGAUGUGGUGAAAACCAACGACUUACAAAAUAAUGAGAUCAUUGCACAGCUUGGCCAGCUGCUAAUUAACUUGCUCAAAGUUAUUUGCACAAAUGCUGCAUGGCAAAGGCGUAAACUUGGCAAAAUUUUACAAGACUGGCAGGUUGUUCGCAUGCAGUUAGAGAUGGCUUUCCAGACAGAGUUUGGAGAUGUAUCAAGCACUUCCAGUGAUGAGAGUGUGGGCAUGAAGAUAUGCAAUCAUAUCCUCAUUUGGGUGGAGGAGCAAACCUAUUGGAUAGCUCUUCGAUUUCUCACAUUGGGCUUUGAAUUGGAGCUGUAUUCACCUUGUGACUACUGCAUGGUGUACUGGUAUAUGUAUGUUGUAUUGAUUCAGCUUGCCGAGAAAACACACUCAAAAACGAUGAGGAGAAAUGACAAUGGUAGACGGAAGGGAAAGAAGAAAAAAGAGGCUAUAAAGGAUGGGGCAAAGGACAAUCAGAUUCCACCAGGGGUCAUAUUCCUUCAAAGUCGCAUAGAUCUCACCGAGGGUAUUGCAAUGAUGCUUGCAGCUUUGAGGAAUGAAUAUAAUCUCUUUCAAAGUCCAGGCCCUUUCAACAGUGAGCAUGAGAGAUUUCUUCAGCAUUUUGAGCUCCUACAGAAAGCUGGCAUACCUGUUUACGCGGAUGCCUACAUUGCAUUCAAAGAAGCUGUGAGCCAUGCUAGAUUUUCCACCUUGUCCAUACACCAAUGUUUCAAGAAUGCGCAGAGGAUUGCAAAGGAACUGAGGACCAUGUAUUCAAAUGAUCUCGACAAAUUGACUGAACUUCGCGGGAUUGAACAAGUGGCGGAACAUAAUGUUGUCGCUCUAAAUCUCAUUAGUCGGUUGGGAACUCUUGACCCAUCACUUAAAGUGUACUUUGAAUUCAGUCAUCAUCCUUACUUUGCUACUGCUGUGGUGAAGAGAUCUUGAAAAAUGAACCCUCCCCCAUCCAUGCCAUUUCACCAAUUUUGAUGCCAUUAUAUACAGGCUGUUGUGUAGGUUUUAGUUCUUUUUUUUUUUACCCCCUCAAUUUUUCUUUGUGCAACAUAAUUAGGUGUAACUGUAAAGUAAGUUGGCGUUGGAAAGCGAAUCGCUGUUCUGUGAUUUUAAAGUUGCGGGCCUUGUAUCAUAGUCUGAAGAGACAUUAGUUAGGAAGCAUUUCAUCUUAUUUGACACACGAUAAAUUUGGUAUUCUUUCAUAUCUUUGGCCUUGAAAGAAAGUUUUGUUGUAACAAGUAUUGUGG